Molecule: messenger RNA, 180 nt
Organism: Prunus armeniaca (apricot)
Lineage: Eukaryota; Viridiplantae; Streptophyta; Magnoliopsida; Rosales; Rosaceae
Source: the annotation of a GenBank genome assembly
AUGACGAUAUGGAAAGGCCAGUUACAAGAUAUCGAGAUCGCGGCCCAGUUCAAGCAAGAAGAUUGGAGGAGUGCUGGUUUCAGUGAUGCAAAUAGGACUCUCAUGCUCUGCAAUAUCUCAAGGAGAGCGGAUGCGUAUGGAUGUCGUUGUCAACAAAAUGAAGACAAUAUCUCAGUUUAA